AUGGGGACUGGCAUAAGGGAGCGAGGCGGCAGCAAUGGACCAGCCAAUCAUGGCCAUCGCCUCCGCCGCAGUAAGGGAAGAAGCGAGGCGGGGCGGCCUCGGUACCGCCUUCCUUCCCUGCCCUCCCACCUCCACAACAACGUUCCCCUCGCCGAGCUCCGCCCCAAGUCCCACCUCUCUCUAAUCCCGGGCUCUGGCGCCCCUCCGCUUCUCCCUACCUUCACGUCUGCACCUGCCGUCCUUUCUUCCCGAUCGAAACCAAGCCGGAAGGCAUCUUUUGAAAGAGAAGGAUGGUGGAGAAUAGCAUUAACAAACACUCCUAAUCCUGGCACUUACCACUUGAAAACUUUUAUUGAAGAAUCUCUAUUAAAUCCAGUGGUAGCAACAUACAGUUUUAAAAAUGAAGGAAGGAAAAAACCACCUCUUCUGCAAAGAAACGAUCUGGUACUAAAUGACCUUCCCCAGUACAUGCCUCCUGACUUCUUGGACUUGUUAAAGAAGCAAGUGGCCACCUACUCGUUUAAAGACAAACCACGGUCAAACCCCAGCACGCUGGUUUACAGAGAUCAGUCAGUUCAGCUUUCGCCAGGACAAUACGAGCUACUUCCUGCACCAGUUCCCAAGCAUGCUUCCAGGAGCUUUGUAUUUCGUUCUACAGUUCAAAGGUUUCCAACAGGCUGCUUCACUCCUCGUGAAGGCCCAGGACCAGGUCAUUAUAACUUGAAAAUACCUUCAGUAAGUUCUGUUACAUCCUGUUUUCAAUCCAGAGUACCUCGAUUCUUGCCUGUCUGUUCAAAAACGCCAGGCCCAGGAGCAUACACAUCUUCAGCCCAAUUCCCCAAGCAGCCCCGGACCGUAGCCAAAAUGGGCCGAGAACAUAGCCUUUUCUUCAACAACAAUUGGCUUUUAAAAUAA
Balaenoptera acutorostrata (minke whale) is the source of this 915-nucleotide messenger RNA. It is a transcript of the gene STPG4, whose product is annotated as sperm-tail PG-rich repeat containing 4. Gene Ontology annotation, cellular component: female pronucleus; male pronucleus; germinal vesicle. Gene Ontology annotation, molecular function: chromatin binding; histone binding. Gene Ontology annotation, biological process: epigenetic programing of male pronucleus. Lineage: Eukaryota; Metazoa; Chordata; Mammalia; Artiodactyla; Balaenopteridae. The record is from RefSeq and is a predicted model, not a curated record.